AUGGCCAAACCGAAAGUUAAGAAGAAAACAAGAAAAAAUGGGUACCCGGUGGCCAUCAGAAACACCAAAAAAAGGAAGACGUUCCUCGGAUGUCCGUUAGGAUCCAAUCGCUCUUACAGGUUGCCCGGCAUUGGAUUCGUGUAUGGAAGACGGUUCAGAGACGGAGGCUACCAAUUCGUAUAUCGAAUCGUCAAGAGAUUUCUGAAGUUGAAGGGCAACGAAGAAAAGUUCGUUACUUGGCUUCGUUGCAAGACCGGCGCAACACGAUACCACGCUUACCAAUGCUACGACAGUAUUAUGAAGUGGUGUCGAGACAAUAGAUUUCUGUAG
This is a messenger RNA of Centruroides sculpturatus (bark scorpion), 330 nucleotides long. RefSeq names its product barrier-to-autointegration factor-like. NCBI's taxonomy places the organism in Eukaryota, Metazoa, Arthropoda, Arachnida, Scorpiones, Buthidae. The record is from RefSeq and is a predicted model, not a curated record. The transcript has a single exon. Bases 1 to 330 code for a protein of 109 amino acids. Gene Ontology annotation, molecular function: DNA binding.